AUGGCGGUACGGCAACCUUUACGCAUCUUGUGCCUGGCGGGCUUCCGGCAGAGCGAGCGGGGCUUCCGCGAGAAGACCGGGGCGCUACGGAAGGCGCUGCGAGGCCGCGCCGAGCUCGUGUGCCUCAGCGGCCCGCACCCGGUCCCGGAAGCAGAGGGCCAUGAAGGUGCAGGGCCAGACUCUGGACCCUGCCUUCCGGAGGAGCAGCCUCGAGGCUGGUGGUUCUCAGAGGAGGCAGCCGUUUUCUCUGCGCUGGAAGAGCCCACAGUGUGCAGGGGUCUGGAGGAAGCUCUGGAAACGGUAGCACAAGCCCUGAACAAGCUGGGGCCUUUUGACGGACUCCUUGGUUUCAGCCAGGGGGCAGCGUUAGCAGCCCUUGUGUGCGCCCUAGGCCAGGCCUGCGAUGCCCGCUUCCCCUUGCCACGGUUCAUUAUCCUGGUAUCUGGUUUCUGCCCCCGGGGCCUUGAACUCAAGGAGCCCAUCCUGAGGGCCCCCUUGUCACUCCCAUCACUCCAUGUUUUUGGGGACACUGACCGAGUCAUCCCCUCUCAGGAGAGUGUACAAUUGGCUAGCCAAUUCCCUGGAGCUGUCACCCUCAACCACUCUGGAGGACACUUUAUCCCAACUGCUGCACCCCAGCGUCAGGCCUACCUCAAGUUCUUGGACCAGUUUGCAUAG
Molecule: messenger RNA, 678 nt
Organism: Chrysochloris asiatica (Cape golden mole)
Lineage: Eukaryota; Metazoa; Chordata; Mammalia; Afrosoricida; Chrysochloridae
Gene: OVCA2
Product: ovarian tumor suppressor candidate 2
Exons: 2
Coding region: 1-678 (225 amino acids)
Biological process (GO): response to retinoic acid
Cellular component (GO): cytoplasm; nucleus
Source: RefSeq, a predicted model, not a curated record